This is a messenger RNA of Eufriesea mexicana, 2087 nucleotides long. RefSeq names its product BRCA2-interacting transcriptional repressor EMSY. The record is from RefSeq and is a predicted model, not a curated record. Gene Ontology annotation, biological process: regulation of DNA-templated transcription. NCBI's taxonomy places the organism in Eukaryota, Metazoa, Arthropoda, Insecta, Hymenoptera, Apidae. Bases 183 to 2087 code for a protein of 634 amino acids. Gene Ontology annotation, cellular component: nucleoplasm. The transcript is spliced from 12 exons.
AAUACCAAUAUUACUACUCUAUUACCAACACCACAACAAAAACCAGUUAGAAUAAAAGUAAUUAUACGGCAACUUCAUCUACAACUUACCAUACUGUCAACGAAAGAUCGAAAAUGUGGGAAAAGUAUACGAAUAGUUAUCACAUUUUAUCAUGUGUAUUAUAACGACUAAAUUAUGCAAUUAUGUGGCCGAUGAGAUACGAAACCAUGACUCGCGAUGAGUGCAGAAAAUGUUUACGAUGUUUGGAACUAGAGGCAUAUGGAAACAUGGUAUCUGUAUUACGUGCUCAAGGUCCUUUCAGUAAUGAAAAGCAAAAGUUGUUACAAGAACUUGCUAAAGUUUUACAUAUUUCUAAUGAAAGACAUCGUGCUGAAAUAAGAAGAGCUGUUAAUGAUGAAAAAUUAGCAACAAUAGCUGAACAGUUAAAUGGUCCAAAUACUAGUACUGAUUGGACAAUUGAAGGUCGUCGUGCUAUUCCACUCUUGCCAAGAUUAAAGGCUCGUUCUGCAUUCACAACAUUAGCAAAUAGCUUAUCUCUUGCAACAGUAGCAGCAAACAGAAGGAAUCUCCCUGUUCAUGAGAAAACAGAGGAUGCAAAAGAUAUUAUAAAUGAAUCUCCUGUGAAGAUAAAAGUACAAGAAAAAUCAUUUAACAAUCAUGAGUUUGCAUGUAAUGAAGUAAAAAUAAGUGAUGAAAAUGUUUUAACUGAGGUCACUGAAUCAGAUAGGAAUAAGGAAAUUAAACAAAGCAAUAUCUCUGAUGGCAGUGAAAAAUAUAUUGUUUCUGAGAAACGUAAACCCACCUCUCCUCUUCCAUCAGUACUUCCAAACAAGGUUCUGGUAGUAUCUUCAAGUUCAGUGGGAACUCUUAAUCAUGCUACUGCUGACAAAAGCUCACUUGAAAAUACUAUUCAUCUAUCACGAAUAUCUACAAAUUCAUUACAACAUCAAAAUGUCACUAUAAUACCAUUAAAUAUUAAUUGUGAAGAAAAUGUUGCAGAAUCUAAGGAAUCAGCAGUACAAGAAAGUGCCAGUAAUCAUUCAAUAAUUCCAUCUGGUAAUUUUGUCAAUACAGUAAUCCCAAUAAGUACAACAAAUAUUGCAAAAGCUAAAGGAAGAAUAAUUACAACACAAAAUAAGCUUAAUACAAAAAUUGGACCAGCAAUUCUGGUGUCUGGUAAUGUAUCAUGUUCGUCAGGAAAUAAUCUCCAGCCUGACACUCAAGAUACAUCUACACAAGAGAGCUCAAGUCCUAAAAUUUCAUCUGUGUCUCAUAGCUUACAAAAAACACCAUACUUAGAAAAUUCAAAUUUAAAUUCAAUUACAAGUAGCACAAAACGUGUUCUACCAGUAAUACAUUCUAACGUAAAGUCUCCAAUAACUAAAACUAUUACUGCAAGUAAUUCACAUCGACUGAUGGCUGUUUGUCCUGUUACAACAGUAUCUAAUGGUCCAGGACCACCUCAAGCUAAGCAGAUAACAACAUUAACUUGUAAAAAAUUAUCUACAACUCUUAACAAUAAAACCACUGCCAAAAUGGGUGUUACUCUAAAUUCUAAUAAAACUGUAAAUAUAUCUCAUCACCCAGAUACGAAAUUAGGAUCUAAAACAAACGUGAUCGUUAUACAAAAGGGCCAAACCAAAGGUGUAACUCUUUCACAAGCGGGCAAGGAGGUAUUAGGGAAAGUAAUAAUGGGUGGAAAAAGUUUGUGCGUUACAAGUCAACAUAAUGCCUCUAUUAAUGUGGUUCCCCGGCAUGUUACAUUGAAUAAUGGAGAUCAAGGUCUAACCAUGUUAUCCACAACAAACUCAUCUCGUACAGAAUCUAUAACAUCUAACAUUAAGUCUAGUAAUACCAUUAUGUUCAACCUCCAACAAGAUGUUUUGGACAAAAAUAAAGCACUCUCUCAUCUGCUUGAAUCAUCUAAUGUUCUCUCUUCUGAACCUAAGACUGUGAUACAAAAUGCAAAUACUUCUCUCUCAAAGGAACCAAGUAACAGUAAUUUACAUAUACAAAAUAAAGAGCUAGUUGUAAAAAUCGAUAGUGUAAUUGCUACUGUUAAAGAUGAAAAACACAGGUCAGUUUGA